Drosophila takahashii is the source of this 1324-nucleotide messenger RNA. RefSeq lists its product as uncharacterized. Lineage: Eukaryota; Metazoa; Arthropoda; Insecta; Diptera; Drosophilidae. The record is from RefSeq and is a predicted model, not a curated record.
UAUUCCGAAUAGUUGUAGAUUCCGAGACCGCGAAACGAAAAUGCCAGAUAACGCAGAUACAGAACAGUUCAAUGCCGACGAGCUGGAGGCUCCGACGUGGCUGAAUGCCCAGUUCAUUGGUGACGUUCUCAGCAAUUACGAAAAGUGCCCAGAACUGAAAGUAACCGAUCUUAAAAUCACACCCGCAAGUGCUCAGGGAGAUCACUAUGCCAGCGUUAUGUUCCGCACUACGGCGGAGUAUACCACCGCGAAGGGAAAGUUCUCCAAGCCCCUUAUCAUCAAGACAAUGCCCGAGCAGGAAGGUCACAAGAAGGAUAUGCUGAGCGAAUCGCAUUUGUUCUCCACCGAAAUUGGGGCCUACACCAAGGCUCUACCCGAGUUCGAAAGGAUUCUUCGGGAGGCGGGCGAUAAUACAAAGCUAUAUGUCCCGUGCAUCUAUCACAGUCUAGAGCCUAGACAGGUGAUGAUAUUCGAGGAUCUGGUGCCACAGGGAUACUCUGUCAUUCGGAAUCGUCCUGUCAAAGAGGAGGAACUGAAAACAGUAUUUUCCAAAUUGGCCAAAUGGCAUGCUGUUAGCAUGAAAGUUAUGAACGAGCAGCCCGAUUUCUUGAAAGAAUUCAAAUAUGGCUUGAUUGAGAUGCCCACCUUGAUGUCCGAUCCCAUGGUCACCAGUGGAAUGGGUAGUUUCAUAAGAAUGCUAGAAAAGACUCCUGAACUUGGAAAGUACAAGCCGUACUUUGAGAAAAUAAAGGACGACUACAUGCAGAGAAUGGCUGAUGUGCUGCAGGAGUACCGUAAAAAUAUCAAAUCCGAUGGAUAUUACGUGAUGUGUCAUGGGGAUUUCCAUUUGCGUAAUAUGAUGUUCAAGGAAAACGGAGAUGUGAUGUUCGUGGACUUCCAAAUCUGUAAUCUGUGUCCCAUCACUAUCGAUCUGACUUAUUCGGUCUACAUGCUUAUGAACCCAGAGCAGCGAUGGGAUCUCGGCAAAGAUCUUAUCAACUAUUAUUUCUCCGUUCUGGAGGAAACCCUGAAGAAAGUGGGCUACAAGGGCGAAUUGCCCACUCAAGCUGGUCUCUGGAAGCAAAUUCACCGUCACAAGUUCUAUGACUUUUUCCUCAUGACCACUUUUCUGCCAAUGAUUCUGGCCAUUAAAGAAAACAAGCUGAAAAUGAACGAAAUAAUUCAGGACUCAGAAACCAGAGAAUUAGCCUUUUCAUUCGAUUUCUUUGUUGAUGAAAUCAAAAAGCUUCUACCCAAAUUCGAAGAAUUGGGAUACUUUAAGGAUCUGUAAGGCAGGUGGCGAAUCGAUAAAUAGCUUUUCAAA